CACCUUUUCAAAGUUUUUAUCGACCUGCCUAUUGUAUGUGGUACGCGUGAUAGGUCUCCUUCCCUUGACUUAACCGAUCAUUGGUUCUAUUUUUAUACACAGAGGCAGGGAAAAUCCAAGUUUAUGUUCGAGUACGUCCAUUUACGGAAAGAGAAAAGGAAAAGCGUGAACCAAAUGCGAUUGAAAUUCACCAAGAACAUUCUCUGGUAUGUGUUACGAAUAUCAUGUCAAAUUAUGGUCCCCGUAAUACGACAUAAGGUAAAGUUCAUUAAUUUACAAUGUGCCGUUUCCGUACUCCAAAACCUCUCACUUUUAAAACUGUGAGGUCAAGUGCGAAGCCUUUUUUGUAAAAAAGAGUUUUAUGUGCAUGAGAAUAAAACUCAUUUCCAUAUCAAAGGCUUCACCCUUAACCUCGUUUUAAAACAGAGGUUUGAUGCAACUCAGAAAUGGCCGAUUCGACGCAGUGGUAUAUUGCGCAAUUGAAACAAACGUUUCAUAAUUUUUUAACAUGUAAACCGACAUAUGAACUUGUAAAAAUUACUUUAAUUUUCGUAUUUCUUCCAUAAUCAGAUUCGUGUUCUCGACCCAAGAAGUCGAACAAACUAUUUCUUCGACGGUGUGUUCAGCCCAGAGGCGACUAAUCACGAGGUAAUUUUAAAUCACGAUCUUCACUACAAACAAGUCUUUGCCGUAAAUCUAUAUCGUAUUUAAGUACUGUGUUAUCCAAGACUGUCUUCAUGUUUUUAUUUCUAGAUUGGCAUACUCGUUAUUUGAGUUCCGCGGAAAAUCUUUUAGUUGAACUUAAGCCCAAACAAUUUCUUUGCCCACUGACAAAAUGAACUGAUACGCAAAUAAACCAGUCAAAUUUCGGCACAAUAACAUUCAGCAAUUAAAUUACAACUAAGGACGGGAAACUCAUGCAAAAGUCGCGAUUAGUGGUUUCAAUCAAAGAACAUGGCUUGUGAUAUUGUAGCCAAUUACAAACCAAAGCAGAGACUCGCUGAGACACGCUGUCUGAACAACAGAAUACGCCGCGCAAGUCCUUGUUUGCUCAUAGCUUCGGCACAUUUAUAUACAUUCCAACUGCAACAUUUUCCUUUAACAUGACGUGCCCUUACUCUUGUAAAAUGGAUUCACUUUUUGCCGUUUUCAAGCUUUAUCUUAAAGUUGGGAAGCCGCUGGUUUAUGCUGCUCUAAAUGGAUACAAAGGGACUCUUCUGACAUAUGGACAAACAGGAACAGGUAUUGUUAAAAAACAACAUGACAAAAAUUAUCAGGUCACGAUUUAAAUUAGGUAUCAGAAUAUAGUUUUUCAGAACUACAAUUUAAGUUGGGUAUCAAUACCACCACAUUCCUUCUUUUAUACAGGUUUAAAUCUUAUAAUUUUAGCAACUGUUUUAAGCUUAAUUCAUACUCUAUUUUUAUUUAUUAUUACACCAUUGUAAUUUUUGAAAAAGCCAUCAGUUUAACUUACGUUAGUAAUAGUUAAUUAGUAUGAUGACUGAGAAACCCUCUUUGGGGAGUGCCAAUAUGGUAUAUGUUGCAGUUAAUUUUUUUAACUCAAUUAAUUUUUAUUUUUCUAUUGUGUUUGGGCAUGGUAAUGUAUCCUAAUGAAUUUUAAGCAAAGGAAAAACAAAAAUUAACUGCAACAUAAUAUACAAGCUAGUCUAUUCAGUGACAAGCCCAUCGUCGACCAUCAGCUCAAUGAAUAAAACCAAAUUGUCCAGUGAACCUCCUCGUUUAGCCCGAUAAGACACCGUAAUAAGCAAUCUACCAAGGAGGUGGGAAAAUGAAGUAUCUGCGACGUAGCUCAGGGUUAUUUGCUUUUCAGAUGAAAAUCUAAAUCUAACCUUUUAAACUACAUUAAACCUUUCAGGAAAAACCUUCACAUUGUUGUCAGAUGAUGGCAUUACCACAAGAGUUGUUCAACACUGUUUUGAGAAAAUUGACAACGAUGAGAUUCACACAUACAAGGUACUUUUGACGUUGUCCUCCUUUACUACUCCUGCCAGAUUUAUUUCGUUCCAUUGAAGGCUUCCUUCCAAUGCAGCGAUCAAUUCCUUUUUGUAACGCCUCUCUCUUUGAUUUUCUUGCUUGCUUAAGCCAAACGAAACUUGAAACGCCUCUGAUGGCGCCCUAAUUGUGACUCCACAGGGUUUGUCAAGAACAAUAUUCAACACAGCCUACUUUACUUAAGAGGCCUAAUCCGUUGGAAAACUCUAAGGACCGCUUUAGAGAGCUGUCUGCCUCAUAGUCAACGAUGACUAAGUUAGGUUGGCGACAUUAUAUAAAAGGCAGUACCCGGUUAAAGAGGUGGUAGAAGUGGCGAAUUAUAAGUCUUAGAGCUUUUAUUUAAUCUGACAAAAGGAGUAGCCUUGAACCUUCUUAUGAUUACAAACUGAAUGACGCAGUUAUACAGUUUCUUUUGAAGAACUAACCUCUUCUUCGUUGUUUAUUUAACCAGACGUAAUUAAUCGAUAAAAAUCGAUAUCGGAAAUCAAUCGAUAUCAUCGAUAUUAAUCGAUUUAAUCCGCCGAUUAAUAUCGAUUGAUAUCGGAAAUGGAUAGAAAUCGAAGUCACAGGAAAAAUAAUUUAUCAAUUAUAAUCGAAUAGAUAGGAAUCGAUAGUAAUCGAUAACAAUCGAUAAAAAAUCAUCAUCGAUUUCUAUCGGAAAAUCGUCGAAUAUUAAUCGAAGUCACAACUUUUUUUCUUCACCGAUUUCUAUCCAUCGAUAUCGGAAAUCGAUAUUCAUCGAUGGUUCGUAUCGAUUACCGUCGAUUAUCGGUUUAUCGAUUAACUACAUCUGGAUUUAAUCAUGGCUGGAUUGGUUAUCUCUGCCCAGGUUAUGUGCUCAUUUCUGCAAGUCUAUCAAGAAAAGGUUUAUGAUCUACUGAAUCCUCGGCUUAUGGUAGAUUUACCAGUCAGGGAACAUCCGAAGAAAGGUACGCACGCGUUCCUAACAAGAACCAAAUUUUGUCAAUUAUCCACAGAUCGCCAGAGGCUGGGGUUCUAUUCAAAAAUAGAACUCAAAAGCGGUGGUUAACAUUGUGAACUUUCGCAUUUUUACAUACGCUUGACGUUUCGUAUGCUAGUCAAUAUAAAUUACAUUUUCAAAAGUGAUCAAAAAUGGCCAAUAUCUGUAACCAAAAGUGACGGUUAUCUUCGCUGUUUAAGUCGCAGUGCUAAUACCAAGAGGACGUGAAACAAGGAAACCUUUUCCCUCUUAUUAUCAAUAUUCUAUAAUCUAUUGUAGCGGAUCAAUAUUCUAAUUCUCUGAAACAACAAAAAAGUUUUCGAGAACUUUGAAUUCUUUUUCCAUAACACUCUGUAUUGGAGACGGUCAAAAGUUGGCAUUUUAAGGGGUUUUUUCAGCUCUGAGCACCAAGGGAAAAAUUUAGUUCAAAAUUCCACUGACAUUCUCCCUAUGCGGAAUGGUCUCCUUAUUAAAAGGUGUCAUUUUCUCUUGUUGCUUGUUGAACUUUUCAGUACAAACAGCACUACCCCGAAUCAGGCUCCGCCCACACGAAACUGUUUUUGUUAACAAAAAUAUAUUUUUGAUAUUUUUUCUCCCGUUUGGCCUACAGUCCACACGUGUCCGUUGAAAACGGUCACCGAAAACGGAUCUUUUUAAAAAUGCUCUCCAGGGUGGAGAUUUUUGAAAACGCCGGCUUUUCGUUUACGUGUGGACGGACAAAAGCGGAGGUUUUCAAAAACGAUUCGAAUACGCUACAUAAAGAUGCUUAUUUUUUUAAAAACGGAGAAAAAAGUCUCGAUUUUUAAAAAUAUCCGCAUUCGUGUGGAAGGGGCCUCAGCGACAGAAAAAAAAUUCAUUUGCAUGAAAUUUUGUUCCAGGUGUUUACGUUGCAAACUUAACACAGCACGAGGUAAAGAGCGCUGGAGAUGUUUUUGCGCUUUUGGAGGUUGGAAAGCAACAUCUUGUUAUUGCCGAGACCAAAAUGGUCAGGCAUUCAAGCAGGUAAAGCACUACUGGAAACAGCUUUCGUUUUCAAAGAUCUGACACUCAGUUGAGUCUCAUAUAAAUUAAUUUGUGUAAAACAAUAAAUAUGCGUCAAUGACAAAGUGUGAAGUCAAGAUGGCACCAUUUCAUGGUGAAUUAAUUUUCUUUGUUUGUUAUUGUUGUUGUCUGUGAACCGAACUUUGCGAGUAUAUAUUUUCCCCAGUUUCGAAAGGCACGGCUUGAAUCUAAAAAUGUCUCUGGAUUUGAAGACGUCUCUCUAGAAGAUCAGGCAAAUUGCAUUGUGGGGGUGGUGUUGUAAAUCGUAAGCCCUCUGACACUUCAGUUGUUAGUAACCAAUGGAAACUCCUGUGUGAAGAUUCAGUAUUUACUCUCCAAGUUUAAUUGUUGGACAGAGAUCUGGCUACUUCCUAAUACAAUCGGACCUUCAAUAACGGCCACCUCUCUACAACGGCUACGUUUUUGGCUGACAGUCCAUACAUUGACCCUUGCUGAGAACAAUCACUCAGUGGAACCGUGUUAGUCUUUCUUUGAGAACACUAAUUUAACAAAAUUUAAACAGUCCAUUUCUUCAUUCAAUCAGAGUCCUGUAAACUCGAAAACAAUGUACUCUGCAUUUUUCUUUUUUCGUAAUAUUUAGCUGACCCCACACCAUCAAUCUUCGGCUUCGAAGGGUAGGCGUUACUGGUAAAUAAUAACCUCUCUACCACAGUCACCGCUCUUCAAAGGCUACUUUAUUCUGUCCACAAGGUGGCUUCUGUGGAGAGGUUUAACUGUAACCACAAAACAAGGUAAAGGCUCCACUUAGGAGCAAGAUGAAGCUUCGACGACGAACAAAAGCAAAUCGACAAAGAACUUCUUUUUCCCUACAGGUCUCACUCCAUCAUGCAGCUCAUUAUAGAAAGAAGACUCAAGGAACACAUUGCCAAUGGUAAGAGAGUAAACAAUUCAAGAAAUUCUAAAGCAAGUCGAACACCAACAACAUUGACCAGAUUUGAAGGCGGAAAUUUAAACCAGGCAAAGAACUCCGCGCAAUCGCCGCCACCAACACCAUGAUUUAAUGCCCUCAGUCUCUAAAAUCAAAAAUACAAAAAUUAUCAAAACACCUUCCGAUGUCCCAGCAACACAGAAACGACUUCAUUUAUAUUAAAUCCCUUCGAUAGCCUUUGAGGUGACUCUCUAGUGGGCAAUGGGGAAAAAGGAAGGAGAGAAGUUAAGAACAGCCGGGGAGGCGGAAAGGAUGGAAAGGAUGGAAAGGCAGGAGGGAGGGCCAGAAGCACAACACGCUUCCCUGGGAGUCUGAUCACAGGCUUCCCUCGUAUUUCUUUAAAACCAUCACCAAGUCUUUUUAUUAUGGCGGGCGUUCUUAAGACAUUCAUUUCUCAUUUAAAAGAAAAACCGCCAAGUGAAAGUGACACCUCCGCCUCUCAGGAGACUGUUCAAGAAUCCAUUAUGGCUGUUGACGAAACCAUUAACAACCUCAUUAAAGAACUCAAACAGGAGAGGAAAAGCCACCAUAAGGUAAAGCCAUGCGGCACAUUUAAAGGUUUAUGCGGGCAAUUUAACUUACCUUCUAAUCUCUUUUGUCGUAGAUAGAUGGUGUGUUUGGACUCUAAAACUUCGAAAAAUGUAUGAAAAAAAAGGCAAAAACGACACAUUAUAUAUUGUAUAGAGAGAACAGUUUCCCUAAGUUUUAAAGUGUCUUUUAGAUACUAAAAGCGAGUAUUGUAAAAAAUGCGCUCUCCACUUGCAGUUUUUGAUACCUCUCCUUCUAGCUGGUUCUUAUGUAAUUUGAGUCUGCUAAAUUUCCUGUACUCAAUAUUCGCUACCUCCAUUUUGUUGUUGUUUUCUUGAUAAUUUGAUUGAAUUUUAUAUUUCAUCAUAGCUAUAAAACGUUCUUUUUCAUUUUUUAGCGUGAAAGGGAGUGCCUUAAAGAGCUAAUGGAGAAAGAGGUGGAAAAAGUUUCUUUGGUGAAUUAGUCCUUUACUUAGAUAAAAGACAACUUGAGACUACUUUUAACCUGCACAAAACGCUUGAUGAUAGAAGGUUCAACACCCUUCUACAUUUGUCAAGCAAUUAACCGGCCGAGCAAUGUCGCUGUUCAGCAAGUUACAACUUGAUGAAUUGUUCAGCAGCCUUUGACCUGUUGAUUAUCAGGAAUGCAUGAUGCACUGUUCAACGUUUGUUGAAGAAUAGCAGCGGCAUUUGUAGAUAGUCGACAAAUGUCCAACCGUGCACUUCUCUGUAAGAAGCUCUUAUUGAAUAUCACACUUUUGCUUUACAAAAAAUCACAAAGUAGAUGACUUCUUCAGUUAAAUUUCACGGUCUCUUUCCUUUUUACAAUCUUAAUUUUAUAAAGAUGAUGAUGAUGAUGAUGUUUUUUUCGGUUUCUAGCUGAACAACGGAAACAAUUUUGAAGGGGAUCUUAUUCUAAAAGGAAAAAUCAACUUGUAAGUAUUUUUUAGUUUCUUUACUGUUGGGUGGUAGAGAAAUGAAAAGCACGAAGGAUAAACGAUCAUGGCCAACUCUUUUUCAGGUGUGAUUUAGCCGGAAGUGAGAGGCUGACUAAGACAAAAGCUGAAGGAGUACGCUUGACAGAGGCAAAGUAUUUGAACACAUCAUUGCUUGAGCUUGGGUAGGUUAAAAUAUAGAUUUAAAAAAGCACAAUUACAUUAUUCGUGAGAAUUCAGCUCCUCCUUCUUAACUAUAAGCUCGAUGUUUCAAAUACUUCUUAUUGGCAAGCAUUUUCACUUAAAACGACCUUUUAAACAAUCCUGAAACGUGCUGGUAAGAUUCAUCAUCACGACAGCGCCCGUUCUGUAGGACUGUCCCGAAGAUUCUUAUUGCUUUUACUAAGACAGUACAAAACUUUUCAUUGUAAAAUGCUGCGUUUUCUAUUUACAAGUGAUGCAAUAAGUACGUUUUAUCGAUUAAAUAAGGAAAGUUAACACCACAGGCUACAAAGUUUACAUCGAAAAGCUAAGAAGCGCGUAUAAAAUUAGAACUGAUAAAAAAAAAGCGUAAAUAGAAAUGAGCAUAUUAGAGUCGCACCUCUUCUAACGGUUACGCGUCUCUUCCACAAUGGCCACUUUAUUUCUCUUGGAAGACAGUCCAUAAAUUCAUUCUAUCAUUCUGGUUAAACUUUUUCUGCAACCUCUCGCCCGCCUUUUGGGCAAUGGCCACUCCAUUACGUCCCGAUUGCAUUCAAGAAAACCCCUCCUGGAUAACAAUUUAAAAGCAAAAGAAGUUCAACUAAUAUACUGUCACCGCUUUGUUUUUUAAGAAGGACAGAUAUUAUAUACUGUCGAUUCAUUUUCUUACCCCACCCGUCAGGAAUGUGAUUUAUGCUCUUGCACGGGGACACAAGCGUCAUGUGCCGUAUAGGAAUUCAACUCUUACCAGGCUCUUGCAGGACUGCCUCGGCGACAAUGGAAAAACGAAUUUCAUAGUAAGAAAAUAACUAGCAGUACUUGUUUAUCUAACCUCUUAAUUGCCAAUGCCUUUUUGAGGCCUUAGGCACAGUAGGAAACUUAUAACUGUUUAUAAAAUGAAACUAAUUGUCAUGAUCUAGGUGACAAUGAUUGUCAUAUUAAUGUUAGAUGAAAUUUUGAACGGAAGAUGGAUGUUUUGAAAAAAAACAACAUUUAAGCCUAGGAUCUAGAUUGACAAUGUAUGUAUAAGGGUAUGAAAGUUGAAGGAAGACGUGGCAACCAUUUACUUAGGCCUAGGUUCGCCGAUUGUUGAAAGGGUCAACGCAACAACACGUGGCAACCAUUACUGCGGGCACGUAACAGAUACUCUCCCCAGUGAGAGAUAGACCACUACACCGGGGGCCAGGCCCUGUACUAUUUACAGUGUGUGGAGACAAAACAUCAGACAAAACAAACAGAGUCUGAACAAAACAUCCCACCACAGUUUUCUAUAUCUGUCUAACUAAGACCCUGAUAAAUACCUUUCUCACAACUGUGUUGUGCCUAUAGACCACAUCAAAAAUAGAAAAUACCAUGUUCAUGUCAAUAAAAAGUCAGCCAAAUAACAACCUGCCAACGUAUUUCUCUCUUUGUCUCUCUUUUUGUUGCUUUGUAUGCAGAUUUGCAUCGCACCGUCGCUUGCCGAGGUUAACGAGACAAAAUGCAGUUUAAACUUUGGUCUCAGAGCCAUGAGAAUAACAAACGUUGCGCGACUCAAUGUUGAGGUAAGAAGCUACAUAACAGCUGGCGCUUGGUAACAAACCACUAAAACCGUUCCCGCAUUCCACACCUGUGAGCGUGCACAAUAGAGAGGAAAGGUUUGACAUCACGUUACCAUGGUAGCAAAAUUUCUGGACCUCAACCAUCUUUCUUGACAGAGAAGGCAAUUGGAAUUGUCGAGCGACGGAAGAAAGUAUGGGCUCCCGUUUCGUUCCUGAUUUCAAUCAUGAACAGGAAAGUCAUUCACGUCACAUUAGCAGGACCACGGUUUGUUGAGAUCCAGCAAUUUUGCUGCCAUGGUAACGUAACGUACCUACUUCUUCUAUCUCUAAAACAAGAAGAAGGAUUGGGUUUGAAUUUUGUCAUCAAAAGCCUCGAGUUGGUGUCUUUGUUCACAGGAAUGCGGGAACAGUCUAUUGCUUCGUAAACACGAUUGAACCUGUGAACGUCUUUGUUAAAUUGCAGUCAACUAAAUGAAAAUAAUCAUGACACCUUGGAUCCAAAAGGAACCUAAAACUUGACAAAUCUGACUAUUAAAUACCAACUAUGACCACCAUAAAAUCAACACAACAUAGAAAAUCUCUAAAUGUGAUCCCAUGCGUUAAAUUUACGAGCCUCUGUCAUCACUGACAUCACUGAAGUCCUGACCUAGUCGAGAUUCCCGCUCAAAAUAGUUUUAUUUCCUACACCCUAUACUACUAAAAAUAAAAGUAUUGAAGAAAAAUACUCUUAAAUGUGAAUGUCGUGUUAGGGAUUUUCAUCUACUCUGUAUCGUGUAGAGUUAGAGACUGUAGCUACAUUGCGCAAGCUAAACCAUAAAAAAGUUAGAUCUUAUGCAACUGAAUCUCGUUUAAAUGCAUUCGUUAACAGGUUGAUUAUAAAGUGUUGGCUGAAAGACUGGCAAAGAAACUGGAAGAUCACGGUAAGAUUAGAUUAUUGUGUCUUUGGGGCCCUUCCUAACUUAUUCCUAAGACGAUUUUAUCUCUACGCCCUUGCUCCUUAACUGAAUGCAAGUACUUUUCUGUUAUAGGUACCAUUUUAAAAGUUAUAUUUGAAGAUUUUAAACACUUUCUCAAAUUGAAAACCACCCUGCACAGAAAACAAAAUGUCACGAGAAGGUACUCAGGAUCAGUGGUUUUAAAAUGAAUGGUCACAGCGUUUGACCCAUGCACUCGCCCAGCACUAUAACGGCACUAAGGAAUAAUACCACUACCAAUCGAAAACUUGAAUUGAUUUAUCUAUGGGCUGACACACUUUGCAAGACAUUAAAAAGACAAUAAACACUACCCAGGAUGAGAGUGGUUUCGCUGCACCAGUCGACCGAGUAGUCGCCAGUGCAACUCCAUGGUAACAGGUUUACCGACUGGAGGAUUUGAACUGUACUGUACUGUACUGUCUUAGACCGACAGCGUUGAGACACUAAAAAAGCGUCCAAUUUAACUAGGUGUCUUUCUUAUAAGGAAAUAAGAAAAGACUGGCAGGGUCCAACUCUAGGUGUCUUUUUAUGGAUAUGUAUCUCUAAUAAGGGUGUCCGUUAAAAGAGAAUUGGUCUUGUUACGUAUUGCUCGGUAUCUCUUAUUAUCAGCUUGCUUACAAGGCGAGUUGUGAUAGCAGAAUGCAGAGCACAAAAACACCAUAGAGGUUAAUGAUGUGUGAAUAUUUUAUGCUCAGAUAUCAAGUACAAAUUCGAGAAGUUGGAAUACCUCAGAGAAAUACAACGCUUAAAGUCCGCUAUUACCUGCUACCAGGAAAGCGAGAAUUUCGCUGGAAAAGAUGUAAGUCUCUCCGAUUCACUACAUCCUAAUCAAUAUACGUAUAGAAACGGUCAAGGUGGAAAUGGCAGAAUAAUCUCUCACCGUGGGUUCUUAUUAUUCCACCUUCUCACAAUCAUCGCCUUUAACAGAACGGCCUCUCCAACAUUCACGCCAUUCUCCUUUGGGGAAUUUACUUACCUUUUAAAACAGUUGACGAAAAUGUUCGCUGCACUGAAUAGCAAAUUUUACUUUAAAGUAAACAACAAACUACAUGUCCAUUUAGGCUGACCUUCGGUAGCUGACAAGAUGAAGCAAAUUUGUAUUUUCCAUACAUACGAUGAUAUCUUUUCAGCUAGUUUCAGGAAAUUACUUCUUCGUCAUGUUUGGUACCUUUUUUUCUCUGCAGCAUGAGAAACUGGUUUCUGUGAUUGCUAACCUCUCCAAAAGCGUUCAGAGAGAAAAGGAGGAGAAGAACAAUCUCCAAACAAAAUUGGUCUGUCUCAAGAAACAAGUGUCUCAACCAAUGGGAAGCUCCCCUGAUGUCGAGGCCAUUCUGCUGGCAGAACUCAUGUCCUUGGACCUACUGGCAAAUUUACAAACCCCAGAUGUAGCAAAGAGUAUUCUCUCUGACACAUCGUUGCCUGCGAAAGUCAAAAGCCAUCUAGCUUUAUUUGAAACCCAAGAAGCGCUUUUGAGCAACGCUGGCUGCUUUCUGCAACUGCUAGAUUUACAUCUGGUCUGUAAUCAGGAUUUUAUGUGGAGAAAGGACGGAGCGCCCGGGACAAAAGAUCAUCUUCAGUUUACUUUGCCUCGGCCAGGCGUAGUGGAGAUGUCUCCCAAAGACUCUUCUAGAAGUGUCUUCCAGGAACCGAAUCUAAGUCUAUCCAUGUGCAACCCAGAAAGUGAUGAAACCAGUACAGGAUUAGCAGGGGGAGUGAGGAAGAUGCUGGUUAAACUUAUUGGUAGAGACUCUAGGGAAAGGACAUCGCCCGAUGCACAACCCAGUGCCCGCUCAUUCUCUAAUGGACAAGGCUCCUUGUCCGGAAAUGACGGAAGGGUGACUAUGCCUGGUCGAAGGGAGAUCAUGGUUAAGACAAAAGCGCUAUUAAAACAGCUGUCGAAUUCGAAAGGAAACGUGGAGCAGCAAGUGUUAAACUUGAUGUCGUCGCUGGUGGAGGAACAAGUUAAUGGCAGUGAAGGUUAGUGAAAGAGACGUCAGAUACUUGUGGUGCAGCGGUGGUGUGCAGAGGUUGCGAAUUUUAGGGAGAAAAUUUCCUUGAGAGGUUUUGCUGUGACAAAAGAACUUUGAAAACCUUAACCUACUAAUCUCAGCACUCUGUAAUUUGGUUUUUCACCUACAGUUUGACUUUUUCCCGUCUUGAACAUGCUCACUUUCCAAGGCAUUGGUUGUAUUGCGGUUUCGUGUCUGACCAUCCUGUUUACAUAAAAAUCAUGCGCUAACGAUUUGUCCACUAUCCUUAGAUUUAAACAUCCACUACAACUGAAAAUAAGGAAACGACCAUGAUCGUGAAGUGAACUCACGGUUGCCUGAAUUUAUAAAUAACUAGACUCGCCGAAAAGCAACCUCACUGGGCUGCCAUAAAACCUGUGUUGCAUAAAAACGAGAGGUUUUCUAGAACAGACAGGCAACAGCUUAUAAUACAAGGAAUCCACCCAUUAAACCAAUCCCGAUCGAUCCAUGGGCCUCAUUCAACCGAUUGCACUGAGACUAUAAAUAGAUGAUAAUCAUAUUUUAAAAUUAUGGUCGACACCGCGAAAGCGGAUUUUGCCACAAGAUAAAGAUUUUGUCCUUUCGUUUCUUGUUAUUUUUCUUCAACUUAAAGGAAUUAGCUGUUUGCAUUUUCCGACCUCAAAAAGUUUAAAGAUUUGAUUACCCACGUGUUGAUUUCAUCAAAGAAUGAACUUUACAAAAAUGUAAACAGAUUAAACUGUCGCUAGCACAAUUUUUUUAUAUCGUAAUACGAGUUGAGGAUUCGCCAUUUUCCUCAGCCGUGACUAACGUAUUUUCAUGGAAGAAAUUUUAUCCUCUUGUUUAUUCUCCGAGAUUUUAGGCUAAACGCUUUCCACAGGUAAAUCCGUGGGUGGCUAAGGACCAAACUAAACUCACCUCGAAACACAAUAGCUCGUGACCUCGUUUACAUCUAGCCUGGGUCAUAGUGAUGAUUGCAAGAACUUAAAUUGAAGCCCUAUGGUUCAUUCGUAUCAUACUGUACUUCUCCGCCACAUUUACAGUGUACGAAUUCAAAACACCUUCAGUACAAUACAUGUGUUACCUUAUGUUAUGUGACGUUUCGAGUGAAAUCGAUUUAUAUGGGUUUUUUAAGAUCCUACUUUCGAUGGAUUUAGUUUACACCUUCAUCAAAAGGUUUGUAUGGCGAAAAACGUAAAGCGAGCGAACUUGAACGGGAGAUUAGCGUAACAAGGUCAAACGCAAAUUUAAUUCAGAUAAAAGCUUAGCAAGAUACAGAUACAAACAAUAGCAAAAACUCUGACAAUAUGUUGAGAACAACUGUAACCUAUUGGAAGCCAAGUUACCAAAAUUGAAAUGCUGAACUGGGAAAACAUGCUUUGUCGAAACACGCACCGCUUUCUGGGUUAAACUGGGUGAACAAUUAACAGCGCCCGUAUGUAAGUGCCCGGAUGUUGCCGAGACGACUGAACGGAAGAGGAGUUAUAACUGGGCGUGCCUUGAGGCAGCCCAGUAAUUAAUGCACACCUCGUGAAAACUUUUAAUAAGUAUGCUUUACACAAAAAGAAUGAAAAAAUUUGAUCGAAACAGCUAAUAUAUUUUGAAGAAGCCCUUUGAUUCAACCUUUUCUCCAUGUUACUUAUCCCCUUAACUAAACUAAAUCUCGUAACGUCGUGGCGCUUAAUUGCAUGCUUCAAUGCCUUUUAUAGAAUCUUUGGCGGAAACGUUGCAGUGGAACGAGUUGAGGAAGAAGCUCACCAGAUUGAUCAUGUUUCGACGAAAUAACAUGCCAAGUAAGAAUAAACAUCUGUUUGGACUUGGAUCUCUUGGCUAGUGAUAAACUUAAUCUUACUGUUUAUUGGUGUAUUCACUUCUUUACUUCUUUGUAAUGCAAUUGCAUGGGUUAUCGUAGGCUUAAGUGUAAACUUUUUUGACCAUGUAAUUCGCCGUAGUAGCCAGCAAAAGGAAUUCAGUGCCUUGCAACUCCGCGGCACACUUAUCAUUGCGUGUGUUGUUCAUUACUUGUUCACAAUGUACUUGGUACAUGUGAUAUGAGUUUUGAUGAGUGACAAAAUCGAAUCUCAUUUAAAACUAAAAGUUACUCUCCAUAACCACGAUGGCUUUUCCCUUGCAGGUUUAACUGACGCCGAUUUGUGGGCAAAUUCUGAAAAUUUAAACUCUGUUCUGGAGAACUGUCUUCGGUUUGUGAUCAUUGACAAAACACUACUGGCAUGUCUGCUUGUUAUAGAGCUUAUAGAUCUACGACAAGCCUGUGAAAUUAUCGAAGGAAGGCGACACUUUCCCACCGACCCAAACCAAAGUAUUGCGCAAGAAGACACACUUAAUCCAAAUAAAUCAUACAACGAAAAGUCUGGCGUUAAGGGGGAUAUUGAAAUAUCGACGAGUACCGGAAACAGAAAAGGCGCCUUCGCAGGUCAAGAGAAUGGAAAAAAACCAAAGGAAUCGAUAUCACCAAGGCGCGAAAAACUUCGAAAUCUCAAACACAGUAAAACAGAACUUGAAAAGGAAAUCAGCGAAGUACACGAGGACACCAGCAAGCUUGAAACAGAGCUCUUCUCCACAAUGGAAGAGAAGACUAAAGUUGAAGAAGAACUGUUCGGAAUGAAGCAUCACGUCACGAAACUACGAUCUGAAUUGUUCCACCUUAAACUGGAAAAAUCAAACUUGGAAAAUGAUGUCAAAAGGUCCCAGAGUCAAGAGAAUUUACAGCAAUCCAUUGAUGGUGAUGACGGAAAGGUGGUCGUUGAAUCGCCUAAAGAGGUGGUAAGAACUUACCCAGAGCUCUCUGACGUUAUGGAAGUUUCACAUGAAAGUAACGACAGUGAAAACAGUUCUCAGAUGAGCGAUGGACAUGAGUCCAGAGAAGCGUUCUUGAAAACAUGUAUGGAGAACAUAUCCAAGAUUUACCCCUUUAUGCCUCACCCUGGCGUAGAGGCAGCUAGUGACGAUGAAUUAACUGAUGAUCAGGAACCGACGUUUUCCGACGCGAACAUAGACGACAGCGAUGAAGAGAUCAUUAUUACGAAACUUGCACGAAGUCUCCGUUCACCUUGCACAAGCCCAGCCAAAGAGAAAUCAAGCGAAGCGACAUCACCAAGUAAGAGUGGAAAGAAGCUGAAUGCUACCUCUUUAGGUCCAAGGCAAAAAGCGAUUAUGGCAAACGAUAACAACGAAGACUUGAAAAGCAAGUCAAAGGAAGCACUGAUGAAACAAAUACAAGAGUUAAAGAGAAAGUUGCACAAAACCGAACAAGAAUUAGCGGAAGCUCAAGAGAGUAGCGAAGAUUUGGAAGAAGAGCUCGAUCACAAGAAAGGACAGUUAGCAGAGGCACAAGAAACCAUAACCAAUCUGGAAAACCAGCUGGUAGAAGAGAAGGAAAAUUGUGAACAGGUUCGAGAAGAGUACUUCAAUGUCAAAACCCAGAGGGAUAUACUCGAUGAAAAGAUAAAGGCUUUACGAUCAGAAUUAGAGAGGGUGUUAGUGAGAGAGAACAAUGCUCUUAGUGCUGCACUGAAAACGUCUCAAGGUUAUAGAAGCGACAAUCCACCUCCCUCGCCAACCAAGAUAACGACAAAGUCUUCACUGAAGUCUCCUGGGAAAACAAAGGUCGGCAAAAUUGACCUUCGAAAUCCUCCUCAAACUCAGUUCACAUCAAACGAGAUGGAAGUGGUUGGCCUCCUAGAAGAAACGGCUGAACUGAAAGUUAAACUAGAUAAAGCGACACAGGAAAAAGCUCGAUUGGAAAAGUCGCAAAAAUUCCAAGAAGAAAAAUCAGCAAGGAUGACAGCUGCCUUAAGAACGAGCGAGGAUGCAUGCAGCCGACUCAAAAACGAAUUCGCCAUUCUUAAAAAAGAGAAGAUGAAAUUGGAAGGUGAAGUUGUUGAUAUACGAAACAACAACUUGAAAAUUGUGGACGAACUUCAGAAGUACAAAGACAAGUCAUCGCGUCUCGAGAAGGACAUUGAAGCCAUUUCGUACAUGAGCACGAGACUAGAAAAAGACAACAAAAUGCUCGAAAUGGAGAUUUCUCAGAUGGAAUCUGAUUUAUCUUCUUGUAAAAGCAAACAUGAAGUUGCGUCCAAGGAAUGUAAACGCCUCAACCAAGAACGAGUUCAGGUUGAGAAAGAGUGCGAAAAGGCUCUUCAUGAACUCGAAACUCUCAAAAUACAAAAUACUCAAUUGUUGGAAUCCGAGGAGUCUGAACAGAAGAGACUGAAUUGUAAUUUGCAGAAAGAGUUGGCAGGCAUGGCGGAAUACCAGGAAGCGUUAGAAAAUGAAUACUCGAAAGUAAAGAGCAUGGAACAGAGUCUCAGGCAAGAACUAGCUAAAGUAAGUUCUCGUGUUGUUGAAGUGCAAACAGAACUCGCCACAGUUACACAAAAUAGCCACACUGAAGGAGCGAUUGCCAUCUUCAGGGAAGGCAGUCUGAGCUUUGGGCAGGAAUCGCACAACAAUACACAGAAGCCAGAGUUAAUCAAGGGGAAGAAAACGUUUAACAAAACUCCUAGUAAGAAAUUUUACACCAUCACCCAUACAAGUGAGGAUGAAAUAGGGGACACAUCUUCAUCCAUAGCUGAAUCGCCUGCAGACGAAAGCAAGCAACUAGAACACGAAUAUCAGCUACUGAAGCUCGAGAAUGGGUACCUUCAACAGCAACUAUCAGAAAGUGAACACGUUCUUACAAUGUACAGGCAAGACCUAGAAAGUGCUCAUGAUCUCAUAGACAAACUACAAGCUAACGAAGCUAAGGUAUUACCGAUAGACCAGAAAAACGAGUUACCAGAAGAGGACUGUAAAACUCCUUCAGACAAGGACGAUACGAUUAAGGAGAUUAAAGAAUACCCUGAUAAUGCGAAUGACGAAUACAAGUUACUGGAAGAAAAACACGCUGAGCUGACCAGAGAAUAUGAAAUCUUACGACAGCAAUAUCAGGAGGCUCUCACCGACAAAGAAAAAGAAGCAGACGGAAUGGCUAGGGAAACCACAAAUUUGAUACAAAGCGUACCUGCCAUAGACCAAACAGAAAAAGUGGUAUUAAGUGCAAAGAAAGAUGUUUCAGGUCUAACGGAGAGAAUUACAGAACUAGAAGCUGACAAUGGGCAUUUGAAAAUACAAGCAGAAGAACUAUCAAGAAAUGAAAUGGCUAAAAUUGUUCUAAUAAGGUCACUAGAUGAUGCCAAACAGGAGAUUACCCAGUUGAAAAGUGAGAAUGAAGAGUUGAGAGCUCAAAGUGAUGUUAAAAUUCUGCAACAAAGCACCAGCGGUGGCCUACCGAAUCCACUGCAACUAGAACCCAUGAAAGACGUUUAUCGCAGGGUAACGAGCGAUGACGAUGAGGUCAUAAAGCGUAAGCUCGAAGAAGAUCUCUUGAAAGUUACGAGCGAAAAAUUGAAGCUUGAAUUUGAAUUAGCAAGUGCUAACAAAGACUGUGAACGUCUUAAGAAUGACCUUGAUCACAGUGAGUCCGAGAGAAAUCUCUUGAAUUCGCAGUUGAAUGACAAUAUUGAGAAAGCGGCAAAUUUGGAAGUACGUCUCGUGGAGAUGCGAUGUUCUUGUGAAACGAUUAAGGAAGAGAUCAACAUGCUGAAGAAUCAGAAGCGACAAGAAAGUUUUCACCUACACGAAGCAAGUGUUUGUAAAGAGAUCUUGGAGAAGCGUUUAGAAGAUUCUCUCAAAGAGAACAACUUUUUGCGUCAAGAGCUGGAUACCUUGCACGAGGAAAGAAGAGAGAGCGAAAAGAACAGUGCAAAAUUAGAAAAAGAGAAAGACCAACUAACGAUAGAAAUAGAAAACGUAAAAACACAGAUUCGAAAGUUAGAACUAGAAUUUGAGGAGUCAAAAGCCGAGAGCGAGACGAGACAGAACGAAAAGAACCAAGAUGAAAAGAUGACGCACGGCGAUUCUGGUAUGGAAAACUUUGUAGGUUACAGUAAGCGAAAUAAAGACGAUCAGGAACAAUCACCUUGUCAUCGCGAAGAAGUAUACAUUACCACCGACCACAGCCAGAUGAAAAAUCCACUGGAGGAAGUGAAAAAUGUUAAGGAAAGCCAUGAAAAUAUUACAAUUACCACAACAGAUAGUUGUGGCCAAUGUAAAGCAAAGGAAGAUGAGGCAACAGUUAACUACCAAACUGAAAACAAGUCUCAGGGCGAAAGAACCACAUUUGAUACAUUAGAAAUUGAAAAACAUACAAUAUUACUGGAAAAAGAGAAAAGGCUUCUGGAAAAGGAACUAACCAGAGUCCAAGAAGAAUGCAGUAAGCUAAAGCACAAACUCGAAGUCAUCAAAUACGCAUCGGAGAAUACGCAAACACAGGAAGAGAGAAGAAAAGAUUUAGAGGAAAGACAUGAACAGCUACAGAAGGAGCUCCAAGAGCUCCGUGCUUUAAAUCAGAGACUUGAAACAGAGUGCGACGACUCACAUAAAUUAAUACAAGAGCUUGAAGUGAAGACCAAGGCACUGGAAAGCUUGCAAAAAGAGCUUCAUUGCUUUCACAAAGAAAACGAGCGGUUGACGCAUGAGGUGGAGAUAAUACAAAACACGAGUAAAGCCAUGACAGAUCACCAACGUAGCAGGGAAUCGCUGGAGUCAGAAAACGCUACCCUUAAAGAAAAACUUGAACGCCUUAAGGAUUGCAACGGGAAACUGCAAGCGGAGAUAGAGGAGCUGGGUAGAGAGCUGCUCACUUUUAAAGAGCAAAGCAGGAAUAUUAGUCAAGAUUCAUCAGAAAAGAGUAACGUAUCACUCCAAAAUCAAGUUGAGAAGCUUCAGAAGAUGCAGAAACAUCUUGAGAGUGAACUCGCAUCAUCUCGGGAAAAGAUCAAAGAACUUGAAUUGGCGAACGAGUCUCUGAGGAAGGAGAACAAGGCUGUGAAAGGUAGAAUUAAGAGCCUGGAACAACGAAAUGAAGAACUGCGACGGAAGGAUGACAAGAAGAAAACAAACAACGUCGAAAAUAAGCCGAAGGCAAAGAUCAAAGGGGAACCGAUUGCAUUAAAAGACAGCAAAGAGGCUACAUCUGUAACAAGCAAAACAGCCGAGGAAACGGCAAAGAACUUGCAAACUAAAAUUGAACUUCUGGAAAACGACAAGAUCCAAUUAGAAGAAAAACUCAACAGUUUAAAAGAAAAAAGUAAUGGUGCAGUCAAGCCUGCACCUCGUGCCACUAUGGCUACUCAAACCACGGAACUUCAAUCCGAGGAUGAGACCGUGGAAACGCUUAACACUGUAACGCCUUCUAUCUUAAAAGACCACAACAAAGCAAAUGCAAAACCUGAAAAUGAAAGUGCAAGCACACCUUUAACUAUCGACAUGCAGACAGGGUACUCGUUGAUGGCAAAGGAGAAAUUGGUACUGGAGAGAAAGGCUACACAUUUCGCCAGAACACAGAUGCAACUAGAGCAAGCUUUUGCUAAGGCGAUGAAGGAAAAUGCGAUGUUAAAGGCCAAAGUUGGCGAGAAAGAAAAUGUCCUUGAAAUUCUUCGUGAGAAAGUACAUGAACUGGAGAAAAAGAACUCAGCGCACCUAUCUUCCGUGGACUUAAAGCAAAAUGUGCUAAUAUCCAGCGACAGUGAGUCAGAAUUUGAACAAGACAAAGCCACAGACCCCUCGACAAAAGACAGGGGCAAAAGCGAGAAUGCAGACUCUGAAACCAGCUUGCACGAAGCGUUGAAAUCAGCAAAGAGUAACAGAGAGUGCCCGUCAAACCCAUUGCAGCCUGACGUUGAAGAAUCAAGAAGGGAAAAAGAGAAGCUAGUUGAAAUGGCUAAGCUGAAACUUCAACAGGAAAGUUGGGAAAACGUCCCAAAGCAACAGGAAGAUCUGCAACUCUUAGUAAUGGAGGUAGAAAAAUUAACCACGGCGAAUAAUCACAGCUGUCUAAUAAAACCAUCCCGGAUCGAGGUUGAACAACCACAACGUGCAAGUGCUCCAGUUGACAAGGAAACCACCACCGGACUUGACAGAGACGUUCCGCAGUUCAUCUUGCCUAGUAAUCACGGAUGCGAACCAAAAUCAGUGCAGCCUGAUGUUGCUGAUCAAAUAGUAACACAAAAGGAAACGAAAGAACUGGUGCAAGAAAAUCAAUGCUUCAAAACUGAUAAGGAUGAUGUGGAAGAUGCCCUAGCACAGAAAGGCCAUGAAACCCUAAGCGAAGAAUCGACAGAGGAACAACAGGCAACUUUCAAAGGUGUCUGCCAGUUGAAGACAACUCAAUUUGAAUUUGGGAGGGAGCAACUGGUAGAACAUGAUGACCGCAAGUGUCUCGAGAAUCUCGCACAAGAAAAUGAAUUGCUCAAACAAGAAAGAGAGAGCUUACUUGAGGAAUUAGAGGAAGCAAAUAAGCAAAAAAACUGGACGGAGAAUGAGCUAAAGCAUAACAAAGAGUCCUGUCUGAAACAGGAACAAGAGAUGAAACUUUUACUCUCAUCCUAUAGCCAAGAAAAAGAAAGCUUGUUAAAAGAAGUCGAAAACACAAGUACUGAUUGUCGGAAAGCUAAGGAAAAACUGCGAGAAUUGCAACAGAUCGAGUCUGACUUUGACGAUAUUCGGAGAAAGAGUAAAGAAGCUGAACACCUGAUAACGGAACUUGAGAAAGACUUACUUUCUCAAACCGAGAUGAAAAACGAGUUGAAACGUGAGCUUCAAACGUGUCAAAACCAACUUCAAAAAAUGACCGAUCUGGAAAAACAGUUACACUCCUGUAGAGCUGAAAUUAAAGACCUACAAUACAGAAACGAGCACCUUACAGAGGAAGUGAAAAGAUGGAAAGAUGCGAAUGAAGCGCAAUACAGCAGCUUACAGCUGGUAAAAGCAGAGAAACCGAAAAGGAACUCUGCAAGCACAAAUCCUAGCACGAAAAGCUUUCAAAGUCGGUGCGUUCAAACCAUUACUUCUUUCUAUAAAUGGGAAAAUAACGUUCUUGAAGACAAAACCGUGGCAAACGCUAGCCAUGGAGAUAACGCUAGCCAUGCAGAAAAUGCUAAAGGUAUUGAUAACGAUAAAGAAAACAGUUACCAGAACAAAACUGAGGAUGUCUCAAACAACACCAAUGCCGUCGAGAGUAACAGCUAUGGUGUUCAAAGCAUCAGCCGUUCCGAUAUUCCAGAAGGUAAUUUCGACCACCCAGAAAAAACUGCGGAGAUGACACUAUCAAAUUGCACAGGACCAAAGAUGUUAGAAGAAGCAAUUUAUUACCAGGGACUUCCUAUUCCAAUAAUCAUCGUGUCGCAGUUCGAUGAUAUUGGCAUAAGUAGAAGCGAACACACUGCAACAUUCAGUCUUCGCAUCGAAGACUUUGAAUGUGACUCACCAAACGAUCAGAGCACUCCAGACGAAGAAAACGAGAAAUUUGAGCAUUCCGUGGACAAAGAACGUUGCAGAGAGAUGAAGCCAGAGGGUCCAGUUGGUUUCAUCAAUACCUUACAAGAUAUGAACGAAAAGACAUUUGAGAUAAAUUUACCUUCGGAAACAGAAUUCACAAUCAUGGAAAAUGAGUAUCCGGGGGCGUCUUAUACUACGGUUGUCCUGGAACCAGGUGAAACGUCCAGCCUCGAAGCUCCAAGUAAUUUAUUGCUAACUGACCAGCAAAUAUCUGAUGAUGCACCUAGCGAUGCCUUAAGCAGCAAGCCAAUGGAAAUAGAAGAGAUAAGCUCCAAUGACAGGGAAAUUCCUGACACCAACACUGAUACUGAUAUUUCAAAAACAAGACGUGAAUUAGAGUGGAAUAUCUCCAGUUUAAAGUCAGAGCUGGCACAACGUGCUGAGGAACACGAGAAAAACCAGCUUGAAAUUGGCGCGCUAAUGGACGAAAAGCUAUGCAUGAAAAGGGAAAUCAGCUCAUUGGUUAGUGAAUGCGAGUCACUUCGGGCAAAAACAGCUGUGCUUCAAACACAGAAUGAAGCGAUUUUGAAGGAACAAAUCCUAAACGACGAGGAACUUGAAGAGCUUCAGCAAAACCUGAGAGACUUAAAACAAGAAAAAAAUGAGAUCGAAGAAGCUAAAAAGAACCUUGAAAGCCAAAAUGCAAGACUUGAGAUUGAAUUAUCAGACGCUAUGGAAACAAAAGAGGCGAUGGAGCGAGAGCUGUUUCGCGUAAGUUCCGAGGACACAGAUGCGUCAAAACUCAGGUUGGAGACACAACUCCAUGAUAUAACUGAAAGAUACACCAAACUGGAAACAGUGCUGUCAUGCGUGCUUGAUGAGAACUCUCAAAUGACGGCACAGCUCUCGGCACUUCAAUCUGAGAACAACAUGCUAAAGAGCUUUAAGAUUAUGGAGAUCACUGACAACUGCACCCAGUUCUCCCCAAGAACAACAGAAGAUGAAAGUGACGGCGAAGGAAGACAAUCUGAGAAAAGAAAAGAAGCUGAGACAUUAACAAAGCCGUUUACCUCAAAAGCUAACUUAACAUUAUCGGUUGAUGAAAAAUUGAUACAGGUGCCUUCAACUAAUUCUCCACCAUCUCCAAACGGUCAAGGAAGAGCUGUCAGCAAUGUUACGCCAUGUCAAGCCGAAGGCAAGGCAGGAGAAAACACAUAUCAGCUCCCACGUUCGUCAAAUGUUUCUCGCCAGAAGAAAACAGAACUGUCAAUAGACCACGUGGGAAAUUCGCUUGACGAAGAGAAAAGCAUAAAAAGGGAUCGAGGUCCUUUGACAGCUGAGAAUAGCCAUCAAUCCUUGAGGUCAAGUCAUGAUGCAAGAAAUGGUAGAACUCCCCCAUUGCUGACUGACUAUGAAAGAGCACUCACCGAAAAAUCCCUAAAACACGCUACUCCUAUGAUAAACAGGCUGCCUCAGAGGAAAAGGCUAAAGAACAAUUCCAGAAAAUAUGCCAGCUUUGAUCCAAUGUAUGAUGCCUCUGAAGAUGUUCUAACGCGCGAUUCUGAUGAUAAUGAUUCCAGCAUGGAGGUUAACAACACGAGUAGCUCGCUUGUGUCCGCAACGGAUCUCGACAUGAGUAUAUCCUCUGAUCAAAUUUCGUCAGAAGAUAGCACCAAUAUAGGCCCCGAAAUAAGGGUGCUACAAAAGAUGCAGAAAGAACUCGCAGAGACCAAAUGCAGUAAUGUUCUUGUGAAGAAUGAGUUGUCAAUUAUCAAGAGGCACAAUUCGGAUCUUCAGAGUCAAGUGCAAAAGUUACUGAGCAGAAAUAAUCACCUCAAAACUAAAAUGUGUGAGAGGACAUUAUCUGUAAAAAGGAUGGAAAAGGAGGUGUCAAGUAUAAAAGAUGACAAUAACAGAUUACAACAAGAAGCUCUCGCCAUGCAAGAAGAAAUGUCAAGACUCGAAAAAGAAAAGGCUAAAUUCGAGCGCAAUAUGUCCUCGACAAAAUCAGAAAAUAAACGAUUAAAGUCUGAUUUGUCAAGCAUUAAGGCAGAGAGUUACAGAACCAUGAAAGAACUAGUAAACCUACAGAGUGAGAACAGGAGGCUACAACUAGAAAUUGGGAAGCUAAGAGAGGAAAUUCGUAGCUUCAAAGGAGUUUUAAGCGAUGAGUCAGUGUCACAGGAGUUACCCUUGUGGGGAUCAUUAUCCAAUGGGGAUCUUAGGAGCGUAUCUCGCAGAGGUUUACAGGAACGACCGGCAAGACAAGACUCUAUCUAUCUCCAGCAGAGAGCGUCCACUGACAUUGCUUUUAGCCAGCACAAACAACACACUGAACGUACCCAAAUGCCGGUAAGAGGACUUCACAUUGUUAGUAAAGUCAAAUCCAGUUUAUACCGACACUGAGGGGACCAUAGAAAGUCUCCGUAUUAAGCGGAUUCAAUUUAGAGAAAAUACAAGGCCUUUCUUUCCCCAGGGACUGUCCGUAAUAAUGAGGUGUUCGUAUUAAGCGGGUGUCCGUAAAGCGGGGCUUCACUGUAGUAUCAAAAAACAAAUUAAGUAAGCAUAACGAAAGUUGGAGAGCUGGAUAAUGUAAAAGCCAUAAGGAAUAGAAUAUUCCUAGAUAAAACAGUGACAUCCCGUCAUUAAAGUAGAACUGGACUGAUUCAUUUCACAGUUUGCUAAAGAAAUUGGUCAAGGUAUAGGUCUAACCAAAAACGAUGCUAUAAAGUAUUAAUUGGGAGUUCACCCGUCCACCCAGGACACACCUUCACCCUCACGUUUGUCAUGUAAUACACUUAAAAUAAUCAGUCAAUUGUUGGAUAGUCUGAAUUGGAUUUCUUCGUAAGGUAUCGUAAAAAAUAAAAUGAAACAGUGCCAGUUUUGCACUAGCUUCAUUGCCGAAGAGCCAGAGAGGUAAAAUCAAACGUCAGCAAAGCCCAUAUUUCAUCCCAUCUCGCCGACCCCGAACAACCACGGCUUAAGUCAGAUAGCUUAUGACACCAAUUCAAUUUUCAGACUGGGCGUGGUGGAGCCAGCGUUUGUUUGAAUCUGUAGUUUCGUCAAGCGUGUUAAUCAGCUUUAAAGUCUCCUGUGUAUCUUUACCUUGCAUCCUAGAGGGGUUUUCAACUCCCUCUUUUAAUUCGAGGCCUAGUGUUUAAUCUAGAAAACACGGUAAUUUUGUUUUCGCUUACUAACGAGACAAGGCCUCUUUAAGGUUCUAUUGAUAAGAGCUCCAAAGCACGUUGGUGGACUUCAAUCAUUUUAAAAAAAUGUUUCAGCAAAGAUCAUUAUUUCUCUAUUUAUGCUCUUCAUCAUCAUCACCGUCAUCUUCUUUCUUCUGACAGGAAUUGCUACCCUUGAACCUGACUGCAGAGCUGAAUGAUCAACAUUCAGAUGGAGGGAGCAUUGGCAAAGCAUUGACUUCAUCUGGUAAGUUUCUCGGCCCAUCGAACACAUAUGAUUUCCCAAGACCCUUUUUAUUCCUUUGUAAUAUUCCAGAGAAAAAAAAAAGGAUUUAAAAGAACGGUGUAGGUCAGAUUCUUGUAAUUUGAAAGCUCAGUAAAAGCAAUUUUCGCUUUCUAAAACAGCAGACACAAUCAGUGGGAACAGCUCAGUUGGUACAAGAGCACCAGAUCCGCUGUCAAGGCUAGCAAGUCCGUUAUCCUUCACAAGUGAAGGCAGCCUUCCAAGUGAACAGAAUGGCAGAGACGAAAAUGAACACAACAGGGAAAAAGUUGCACAACAGGAUCAAGAUGAAGAUGAGGGAAAGGGAAAGAACAAGAAAAAGAUUAAAACUAUUUUAAGGAAGCUGCAAAAUAGCAAAAAGACGAAAUCAUCAAAAUAGGCACUCUUUUUAAACAUUUCGAGAGAUGAUCAACUUUUCCUAAAAUUGUUUUCCUUACAGGGUUCUCAGUUGAAUGUCCACCGAUUUUUCCUUUGUAUAGUAACUGGUAGCAAAACCUUUCGUUGUCCUGACUAAAAAUAGCACAAUACAAGAAAUCUUAAAUUACUCCCAUAUCGGCUUUCUUUGAGUUUUGGCCUUCCGAUCAGUGUGGUUUCAUCCAAUUGAAAAUCACUCAAAAGAUUCAAAGGUAUAACAGAUAAGAUCGGUUUUGGAAGCAAUUUAGUAAUUGUUUGGGCUUUGCAUUGCUCAAACAUUUUCGCGUCUUUUUCUCAACCAAUCUUGCCCUACCAGGAAGCGUUUUCCUGCCCUUGACCGUGCGUCGGCUUCAAGCAUUUGCCUUGAAAGACGAUUCGUUUACUUAAUUGCCUGCUCGUAUCGUGAUUGGCCCAAGUAAUUAUUAUCGUUUUACGGUUCACGCCAUCGAUGAACUGAAAUCAAUCACUUUUGUUUUGGUUUCACGACCCUCGGUGAAACACCUCUUUAUUAGAUCAAUUCCUCGCCACAGAGAGGCCUUAACAAACCGCUGUGAUAAAACGUGGAAC
Porites lobata is the source of this 24921-nucleotide messenger RNA. The record is from the annotation of a GenBank genome assembly. NCBI's taxonomy places the organism in Eukaryota, Metazoa, Cnidaria, Anthozoa, Scleractinia, Poritidae.